This is a messenger RNA of Bombus pascuorum, 6341 nucleotides long. RefSeq lists its product as uncharacterized. Gene Ontology annotation, molecular function: protein binding. The coding region runs from base 1108 to 5907 and encodes 1599 amino acids. The transcript is spliced from 5 exons. Lineage: Eukaryota; Metazoa; Arthropoda; Insecta; Hymenoptera; Apidae. The record is from RefSeq and is a predicted model, not a curated record.
UAAACAGUCUAGCAUGAUUUACGUUACAUGUAUUUCAAUAAAAUGCAAUCGACAUUCGUUGGAAUUAUUUAUAUCUGAAAUCGCUGUAAAUGCGUCAAAUUUUAUAAUUUACUUUAUUCUUAAAAUCGAUCGCGAAACAUAUCUGUCUUUUAUGUGAUUUAGUGGGAUCGAAAGUAUUUGAAAUUUAUACAAGAUUAACAGGUACGUUGAAAACGUUAGAUAAUUCAUGGAUAAAAAUACCCACGCCGUACGUCAAAUUUUUCGCUCGUUUCAUUGUUCCGUGUAGAGAAUUUUGUUUUAGGUCAACAGCCAGUAAUCUGCCAUUUUUCUUCGUGAUGUUCGUUGACUUUCAUUUCGUAGAUUACCAUUUGCCUUUCAAUAUGUAUAUAUAAGUUUGGUCAUUUCUCGUUCGCAAGGAAUUUCGAUUUGUUUCCGUGAGAGAAGAAACGUUAGACGAGAAAAACGAUAACAUGUACAUUUGUUGACUCGAGAAAGGGGUGGAGCAAUUUUGGAAAAUCCUGGAUUAACAUCGAGUUCUUUGAUUUAACCGCAAGUUCAUUCGUUAAGAGUUUAAACCCUUUCCUUUCUCUGUUCUCCUGUACUGUACCUAUUUAAGCUCGAUAUGAUUUUAUCUCAUUACCUGUCGUCCCCGUGAAGACAUUCCCUUACUUUGUCAAUUAUUUCGUCAUCAAUUAUAUUAUUGCAUCGUUUAUCGAACACAAAUGGUUUACUCAAGAGGAACAAAGAGGCAUCUGAAUAUCAGGUAAAACGAAACUUCUUCGUCGUUAUAUAUCCAUAAAAUAAAUCAAAGAGAAAUGUGCUUAGGUUAACGACGUGUCAAAUAACAGCUGACAUAGUAGCCAAGUUCAUUUCGUUUGGAUAAAACAUCGUUAGCUAUACGUAUCGUUUGUUAACAACAUUUCUCUUCAAUUUUAUUUUAUUUUAAUUGAACAUGAUUUAAUACAAAAGUGUCAAUGCUUCGCUCAUCUAUUCGAAAUUAUGAAUCUUAGGCGCGUGUGAUAAAUAGAACAAAUUAUUUUCUUAAACAGAGGUUGAAAAGUAAGAAGACAACGAGAGGAUCGUAUUCCAGCCGGGGUUAGGUGGAUCAUGCACCCUACAGCUGCACGAGCUAGUCGAUCGUCCAUACAAUCUUCGAUUCCGUCCGCAUCAACCCCGUCGUCCCUCGUACAUCCGCAGCAACAACAAAUUCUUUAUGGUCCUAUUGCUAAUCCGACGUUGACUCUUCAAGCAUGCGGAAGUGGUCUGCAUCCCUCGUGUAUUUAUCCAGGAGCGCAACGUAACGCUGGUCUCGCUAAUCCUGCUCCUUUGCAUAUACAAGGCAAAAGCAGCAGAUGGCCAGCCAAAAAUAAACUCGUACGAAAUCAACAGUAUUGCCAACAACAACAGCAGCAGCAGCAUAUUCAACAACAGUUAUCCUACAGCCCGAAACCUUUGGUUCUGUAUGAUCAAACGACGAACAAUGCUCCGAUACCUCCACCAACUACUUCCUUUUUAAUUGCUUCCUCGACGUACACGCAUGGCUCUUUCUCUGGCGAUCAGUACAACAAUUCCGGAAUUACGUUGAUACCACAGCCCUACUUUAAGCCUCCAGAUGUACAAACGUUUUGUCUAAUUCAAGAUCGACAAAAUAUUCAGCAACAGGAACAACCAUCGCACAGCUCCUAUUAUAAUAUCUCAGCUACAAACACUUGCAACUUGCAAGCAAUUAAUGGCAAUUCAGCGUUUCAAUUUCCUAAUCUCAGUCCUUACGCAGCUACGACAAAUUUCACCAACGGCCAAGUCACGGGUCCUGUUCAAACAGUACACUCUAAUCAAAUCUACCCUAAUCAUCCAGCGAGUUUAGUCUACGGUAGCCUACAAAGAGACAAACCUGCAGCCACUGCUGCCACACUUGACAUUGCGCCCCUUAAAGUCGGCAAAAGCAAAAUACCUACAGACGAUACCUCUCGAGUUACCCCGAUAUCUUCUGAAAAUUACGACGAAUGGCCCCUUCAAACGAUUACCUCUCCCUGCAACGACUUGUUCAACAUAAAACCGAGUACAGAGGAUGAGGCAAACCGAGAAACCAAGACGAGUUCUUCGGAAAAAGCUACAUCGAACGUAUGUACAAAAGCACAGGAGGAACAUUAUUCCGACGAAUCGUCUACCAGCUUCGAUUUUACGAUCGAGGCUGAAAAGAUGGUUUCAGCGCUUUGCAACAUAUCUUCGAACGAUAUUAAUAAGGAGGAAACGAAAACCGAGAAAUCCAAUUCGACACCGUUGUUUAGCGGAGCUGGCGAUACCGCGUCAAAUAAGAAUACUUGGUUCACCGAAUUCUGUGCGGAUUAUGGGAGUGGUACGUCAAUAGCUGUUCAAACGGACGGACCGUGCCUAGAUAGGACACAGUAUCCGGAACUGUUGCGAAAAGUCGUUUACUGGGGAUGCACGGAAGCCGAAAUCGUUUUAAACGAUAGUUGCAAAACAAACGCCAGAUGCAGUUGGUUGAAAAAUCUGUCUACCGCCACUAAAACAGCAGUUACCAAAUCUUCCACUUGUUUCCCAAUUUUCGCCGGAGAUCGUGUUUUCGUCGGCGAUCUGAUAAACGCUUUGUUGCGCAUUAGCAACGGGUGGCUUGUUCUUGAUAAUUAUUUGAACAAGCAGCACUAUCCAAGCUUGAACGAUAAAUUCGACUGCGAGUUGCUGAGAUGCUUUCGUUUGUGGGAAGAGAGCACACACGAGCUACUGAAUCAGAUCAUCCACGCCUUCUUAAAGCUCGAAGAAAACAGCAAUGCUUCUAAUUUCGAGCAAAGACCAGAAUCAUUUGGAACCUCUUUUCCAGGUGACGUUUCAGUUUACACGAAUCGCGACUUGUUUGAUCCAUCUUCAACUAUGAUUACAUCGAAACAGAAGCCCGAUAAUAAAAAGAACAAUCGAGAUUCCAGUAACGGUGCGCAGCUAUCGACCGGCAGCCUACGAAAUUUCAGCCUGUACAAUGCGAGCCAGGAGAAACAGUCGUCCCAAAAAGAAUCGAAAUUACGAAGUAAGUGGACCGUUACUGAGAACCUAACGACAAUAGACAGCACGAAAUCCGUGCCUGAUAUGUUCUUAGGGCACGCGGAACCUGCAGGUCAACCGAAUAGUAGAUUUCGUUCGAGAGGAAGCUCGUCCUCUGCCAAGACAGACACAUCCACGCAAUCGUUGAACGCAGAGUUUUUUCACCUGAGAAGCAAAAUUCUUACGGAAAGCAAUCAGGAUCCUUCUAGACAAUGGUUAUUCAAGGAGAAGAAACAAGAAUUCCCCGAAAAUAAAGUUUCGCCGCAGGAAAAUGCCGAUACCGUGUUUAGACUACAGCGACAGUUAGAUGAAAAUUGUGAGAGCAAUUAUGCUCAAAAAUGUUUAUCGAGGGUGGAAUCUUCGUUUCUGAACCCUUCCAUUAGUUUAGAAUCUAUAUACUUUCCACCCACCAACGACCACGAAAAUUUUUAUCCUAGUUACGCUAUUUGUCCGCCCUAUACGGUAGAUUACGGUAGCAAAAAUUCAAAGAGCUCCGAACAAAAUCACAGGAAUAAAACAAAUAUGGAUUUGGUUUAUGUUGGCAAAUCGUCCACGAGUCAAUUGGAGCUAGCGGCUGUGCCAAAGGAUAAGAUGACGCUGCUUAGCCAAAUCGAACCGAGUAUCCCGGAGAAAUCAUCGGAAGAGAUGACUGCCAAUUUGUCAGCUUGGUUCGCCAGUAUGAGAAACACUGAUAAUAGACAAAUGCCAUUUAUGAAUCCGGCGGAUGUGAAUACGGAGACCGUUGUGCCACGUGGGUCGACACGCGCAGAAAUAUCAAAAAAUACGAUGGAUCUCGGUAGCUGCAUCAGACAGUUGCAUAUCGACGCAAAUCGUCAGUUCCAGACGCUGCAAAAUAUACAGAGCGUUCAGACUACACCCUGGAACACUUAUAAUUUGAUCAAUAAUCGCGUUCAAGUGCAGCAGGUACCCGAAGAAUAUGACAGUUCCGAAGAUGUUCGAGUAUACAUGAAACCAGGAAGCUACAACGUGCCAAAAAAAAGACAUCAAAGAAGAUCAAAUCGUCGUUUAGAGAGCUCCGCAUCUCGAAACGCUGCCAAUGGGUCCUCGAACAAUCACCGCAAUCAUUACGUUACCAACAAAGAGAAAACGUUUUGCGCUCCAGCGUCGUCUACUCCUGUGUCUCGACCUACCGCAACUCCUAUAUCUAGCGAUGUUAAUAAUUGCGCAAAUACAAUAAAAGUACCUUUCCCGGCGACUCCGAUCGUACCACCUCCUACCUUCUCCCUUGAAAAUUCACCUAGGAUUUUAAAACGAUCCGAUACAUCAAAUUAUACCGUUUCGGAAGAUGUUACUUGGAAAGCAGCCUGCGCUUCCGCCGAGAUUCUGUUAGAGGCGUUGAACGUAAAAGAGGAUACGGACUUUAAGAAAACAGAGAUCGAUCGAGUUGACAUUAGCGAAAAGUUGGAAAGUGUGAAAGAGAACGAGAACGACGAUACAACGUCCCAAGCGGCGCAGAAUCGUGAAAGAUUAGACGAAAGCCUUUCGAAAAAUUUGAAGGACAGUAACGAUGGUUGCGGAGGCGUUUCGAGCUACGAAGCGUCCGAAGAUGACUCGGGCUCCACGAAUCAUUUUUCUCUCAACACAAGUAUCAACGAAGCUCUACAGUUGUCUGGUAAUAAAAAUGGUUCUAGUAAAAUGAAUGUAAAAACGGAUUCGUGGUUAAUCAAAACUUUGAACAACGCUAACAUGGCAAACAAGCAGAAACGACGAAAAAACAAUGCCAUUCCACAUAGCUCAGAAUCGUCAAACAGUUCCGUAACAGAGAAUGAACAGCCGGCUCCCGUUGUUUCGUUAGUGACCAACAGUACCGUAACAACUACGGUCGCAACAACUACGACGGUGAAGAAUCUUCAACAGACUAUUUGCUCGAGGAAAAGUUCGUGCAUUUCCUUAAACAAUGGCCAAACAACGUUGGGAGAGGCCGAACGUGUCAUAGGGAAGGCAACUUAUUCGGAGACUCUUCGACGUUGCGCAUCCUUAAGUACAUCCUUCUCGGAGAAGAAAGAAUUCUGCAAGAAGAGCAAAUUAAACAUCGCCAACGUAUCGACGAUUUGUAACACUGUAAUACCGAUCCCUGGGCGCAAGUGUCAAAGAAAAGAUUUCGAAAAAUCAUAUUAUCUCUUGCAUAAUAGAUCUCGUAAAUGUUCCGGGAAGAAAGCUACGAAAAAUUUCGAGGUUAAUGAUACUCAAGUGGAGGGAACAUCGAAAUCUACAAUCGCAACAAAACACGGGAAGAAACGGGAGAAUUCUGGAUGCAUCGAAUUUUUAGACGGGAAAUUUGGUGGGAAAGCCAGUGACAGAGGUUGGUCCGUAUGGUAUAGCUCGAAAAGAAAACAGAGUCUAAGUCCACUUGCGCUUAGCAAAUUAGAAAUGAUACAUCAAACAGUUUGGCAAAUGGAAGAAGCAGAAAUUUUCAAGUGUCCAUCCUCAGGAAGCAGUAAUGGAAAACAAUCCUCUUCUCACACGAUCGAAGACUAUUGUAAAGUUAUUAAAAGUCCGAUGUUCCUGGAAACGGUUGAAUACAAACUAAAGAAUCGAGUUUACCAUAAAGUAGAACAUGUGGUUAGAGACUUUCGUCGUAUCGUUUAUAAUUCAAAAUUAUAUCACAAGGAUGAUCAUGAUCGAGUAAAGACAAUUGAAAUACUGUCGAAGAAACUCGAAGAACUAUUCGAGGAACAUUUUGCGAGUUGGGACUUCGAUAAUAUUAGCGGUAGUCCAAGAGAAAGUUCGCCGGUGCUGCAUCGAUUUAAGACGGCUGGUCAAAAACCGGUAACUGGGCGUUACGGCAACACGAAGAAAUGUCCAUCUUCUUCGAUUACCGAUAACAUAUAAUAUUGCUCAUUAGAGUAUAUGCUUUCUGCGACAUCAAACUGCGCUUGGAGAAUUAUCGUGUCUAUCAUUCAUGGUGACAUUUUGUUGUGCACCUAUAAUUCAUAUUACUAUUAGAUUAACAGAUAACUGAUUGCAUCGAGUUUAUGUAAAAUUGUUAGAUUCGAAAUUAAGUAUAUCUGUAAGGAUCGGUCAUAAUAAUACGCUCUAGUCACGCAUCAGUUCGUAUUGUUGUCGCAUUGUAAGCGUUCUACGGUUUUUCUUUCGUAAUACAGCUUGCUACGUUAAAAUAUUUUUCGUCUAUUUUCAAACAAGUGAAAGUUUAAACGCUUAGUUUUCUGAUACAUACCUCCGUAUAAGAUAAUGCAUCUUAAAUGCGAAACAAGACGAUAGUUAUUGCUCUUUUUAUAUCAUUGAUAUUAUAUAUAUAUGAAAAA